This is a messenger RNA of Platichthys flesus (European flounder), 942 nucleotides long. Its product is annotated as trypsin-1-like. Gene Ontology annotation, molecular function: serine-type endopeptidase activity. Gene Ontology annotation, biological process: proteolysis. NCBI's taxonomy places the organism in Eukaryota, Metazoa, Chordata, Actinopteri, Pleuronectiformes, Pleuronectidae. The record is from RefSeq and is a predicted model, not a curated record. The transcript has 6 exons. Bases 16 to 840 code for a protein of 274 amino acids.
GCUCAUCACCGACCAAUGAGAAUUGCCAGAGAGCGGGGCAGCUCACCUGCCUGUGGAUAUAAACCCAGGAUCUUGGUGAAGUCCUGUCAUCAACUCGAUCACACAGCAACCAUGAGGUCUCUGGUCUUCGUUCUGCUCAUCGGAGCUGCUUUUGCCUUGGAGGACGACAAGAUCGUCGGAGGGUAUGAGUGCACGCCUUAUUCCCAGGCCCAUCAGGUGUCUCUGAAUUCUGGCUACCACUUCUGUGGAGGCUCCCUGGUCAACGAGAACUGGGUUGUGUCUGCUGCUCACUGCUACAAGUCCCGUGUGGAGGUGCGUAUGGGCGAGCACCACAUCAGGGUCAGUGAGGGAACCGAGCAGUUCAUCAGCUCCUCCCGUGUCAUCCGUCACCCCAACUACAACUCCUGGAACAUCGACAACGACAUCAUGCUGAUCAAGCUGAGCAAGCCCGCCACCCUCAACCAGUACGUGAAGACUGUGGCUCUGCCCAGCAGCUGUGCCCCCGCUGGCACCAUGUGCAAAGUCUCUGGAUGGGGCAACACCAUGAGCUCCACCGAUAACAGGGACUUGCUGCAGUGCCUGGACAUCCCCAUCCUGUCUUUCAGCGACUGUAACAACGCCUACCCUGGCAUGAUCACCGAUGCCAUGUUCUGCGCUGGAUACCUGGAGGGAGGAAAGGACUCUUGCCAGGGUGACUCCGGUGGCCCCGUCGUGUGCAACGGUGAGCUGCAGGGUGUUGUGUCCUGGGGCUACGGAUGCGCUGAGAUGGGUAAUCCUGGUGUCUACGCCAAGGUCUGCCUCUUCAACGACUGGCUGGAGUCCACCAUGGCCAGCUACUAAGUGAUUGAAGAAAAGUUCAGUCGAGCAGCUCAACAUCAUUUGCUGUUCAUGCUCCAUCUUUUGCACUGGACACUUUGACAAAUAAAAUCUUUCAAAGCAAAA